Molecule: messenger RNA, 1128 nt
Organism: Phycomyces blakesleeanus NRRL 1555(-)
Lineage: Eukaryota; Fungi; Mucoromycota; Mucoromycetes; Mucorales; Phycomycetaceae
Exons: 5
Coding region: 1-1128 (375 amino acids)
Biological process (GO): tRNA-type intron splice site recognition and cleavage
Cellular component (GO): tRNA-intron endonuclease complex
Source: RefSeq, a predicted model, not a curated record
AUGAGCGAUUCAGAUGACCCUGAUGUACCCAUCGAUUUCUCAACCUUACUUUCUUCACGACAGCGUGGAAAACAAGCACCAAAACGAGGCUCCAAAGAAUCAGAACCAAAUGAAUCUCUAGCUCAAAAGAAUGAAUUAGAGAGUUCUAGAGAUGCACUUUUCAUGUUGAUUGGAGAGAAACCAAAAGGAGGCCAAAAAAGUAUGAGUCAUGGACACUGGAGUCAAUUGACACAUCUUACUACGAUCACCUCAACAAAAGGAAACCAUGUUCAUACUAUGGGGCAUACUAUCCAAGGCCAUAUUGCCCUUUAUCUUGAAGAAGCAGCUUGGCUGAUAAGCAGAAAUGCUCUUGAAGUGACAGAGAAUGAUAAUCCAAAAUUAUUCGAAGAUUUUUGUCUUCAAAUGUUUAAAGGUGCUGAUGGUUGGAUAACCUAUGAAAAAUACCAGGUGUAUGUUUAUUUGAAACGGCUGGGUUACAUCGUACAACGAUCCAACUCUUGCGCAAUUCAGUCAAAGGCCAAACUUGUAGUUCCUAACAAGACUUGGUCGUACUAUUUUUUCAAAAUUAUUUCCAAGGGCAAUAGAUUGUGUUAUAACGUCGUGAAUUCAUUUACAUCAUUCCUACAGCGUUUAGGUGUAAUAGCAACAAGCAUUAAACCACUUGUGUGGGAUAAAACAUGCAGUAGUUAUGCGGAUGUUUACUCUACUCUUCAAAUUAUUCCUUCUUCUCCAUGGUACAAACCUUUUCAGCAAAGGUCACAUCUCUUUGAGAAAUCCGUUAAAGAAAACAAUAUUGCAUUUGAUUGGGAUGUUUAUCGGCCCAACCCAAAAUGGAAAAAGCGAGACGCUGGCGUACCUGAUUUUCGUGUUAUGGAUACACCAAUACCACCCUGUGAACAAUUCAAUGGUCUGUUUUCUCACUUAGAGCAAGAUUUGUGCUCUUUACCGCACGCAAAACAUCUACAAAUUCGCAAUACGCAGUCUCCACAGUCAGCCCCAGCUUUUCUUAUGGGUCUUGUGGACGAUUCGGAGGGCGUAACAUUCUUGAGAUUUACAGGGGAUGGUUUAGCAGAUGUCAGUGCUGUCAGUGCCGUCAGCAUUACCAAGCCUAUAUUCCAAAAUAAAUAA